This is a messenger RNA of Vitrella brassicaformis, 4179 nucleotides long. NCBI's taxonomy places the organism in Eukaryota, Vitrellaceae. The record is from the annotation of a GenBank genome assembly.
GUCUGGGAAUGCGAGCCUUGCAAAAGGUCUGCCUCGCGUAGAGGGAUGCUGCACGGCUUGUGACAAGGCAAGAGUGUUGUGCAGCUGCAGAGAGACCUUUUCGCUUCCUUGGUCCCUUCUGUCUGUCUGUGUGCCUCCCUCCCUCCCUCGGCACUCGUGAGGGCCCUGUCUGUCUGUGCAUUGCAAUGCUCAUACGACGGUACAAAGCAUACACACAAGAUCUGCUGCCCCUCUACUCUGCGCUGCUCCGCCCUGCGCAUCUCGUGUGUUGGAUGUGUGCGGCUCGGCUUGCUGUUCGUUUCGUUCAUCAGGUGUGUGCGUCGCGUGUUGCCGCGUCGUGAGUCGUGGCACAACCUCGGGGCCUACACGCUGACGGAGAAGGAUGCGGCGGCGUGGCGUGAGCUGCGCGCGAGGGACCUCAAUGUGGAGUCGGUCGCCACUCGGUUCGAGAAGGACACCACCCCGCCCAUCAACUGGAAGUACUGGGAGGACACCAUCACACACAAAGACAUCGUCACUUGGUGAGCCAGUCAGAGCGUGGCGUGCAUACGCAGCUGGAAAGAGCAACGCUUGAUGAUGCGCUAAGAUGUGUGUCUGUUUGUAUGUGUGUUAUGACAGCAUGAAGGCGUUUUACGAGCAUCAGAUGUCAGUGCUCGACUCUGCGCUGCGGGAGGACCACCGCAAGAUCAUCACAGAGAACCAGAAAGAGGGAUGGCACCUCUGGGAGGAAGGGGUGCGUGUCACACACACACAGACACACGUACAUCAAUCAGUCCACCUGUAGUAGGAGCAGUGUGUCUGUGUGUGGGUUGUGUCGUUUUUGCAGGUGUCGAGUUGCCGGGAGUCGGUGAAGGCCUCUGAUGAGAUCAUUGACAACGGCGCGAGAGCUCUGUGGAUCUCAUUCCACAACCCACUGCCAUGGCAAAUCAAACCCAGCGAGGUCAGCACACACACACCACACACGCACAUCUCACAUGCAAAUGCGGCCGGGGCCCUCCCUCCCUCCCUCUCUAUAUCUGUGCGCUGUGCGUGUCUUGUCUGUCGCUCAGUGGGUGGAUUCUGAUCAGUAUUGGCAGGCGUAUUUCGAGAAGCACAUGUACCGCCACACCACCACCGGCGAACCCGCCGACCCCGAGUCGGAAGACUUCCAAAAGGUAAGGGACACACACACCUCCACCCACCCGACGCACGUGUCACACGUGUCACAUGACUCAUCCAUUGAUUGAUUCGAUUCGUUCGUUCUGUCAGAUGGUGGAUGCGGACGUGUCUGCGGACACGCGGCUGUGGAACGACCGCAGCGACACCCCCACCAACAACCAAAACAUGACGCAGCUGCCCUCAUGGGAAUACUACGACAUUCACAGGUACACACACACAGAGCUCCUUCUGCCGUCCCUGCAUCCAUCCAUCCAUCCAUGCAUCUAUCGGUUUGUCAGGCGUGCCUUUGUCGAGCACAUGGUGUACUACCUCCUCCGGACGGGGGGCGACUACCGGUUCUUCCCAGAGGUCCCGCCAUGGCAGUGGCUCACGCACAUCGAGCAACUCAGAUGGCAGUUCGUCUCAGUGGUACGACGUAUGCCACACACACACACACACCUGCCUUGCCUUACACACCACCCAUGAGUCUGUCUGUCUGUUCGUGUGUGUGUGUGUGUGUGCAGACUCAGCGUCGCCGUUCGGUGUUCCAGAUGGAGAAGGAGGCGCGUGUGAUGGCGCUGGACAUGCAGCCGCUCGACUACGAGCACGACGGCGAUGAGUUCCACCAGAAAUUCAUCGCGACGGAGAAGGCGCAGUUCGAGAGCGUCGCCGCGCGGCUGAUGGGCAACUUCAUCCUCUUCUGCUACCCAUACAUUCCUGUCCAGACCACAACAGCACUGCACAGGUGGGUGGACCAAUGAGAUGAGGGUGGGUGGUGGUGGUGUGUGGCGAAAGUGGGUGUCACUUGAGUGUGUUGUGUUGUGGUGUGUGGUUGGUUUGGUGUGUCAUUCAGGGCGUUGGGUGUGGACGAUGGUCAGGGGAAGCUCUACAGCCUGGGGGAUGACGUCAACGCCCUCUUCUACAAACCUGGCAUUCCCACGGUCCGUACGGUGGGCGGGGUGGCAGACAGACAGCAAAGGAUGGAUGGGGUGAAUGGCCGGCCCGUGGGUGGCUUCUUUCUUGUUUUGUGUGGAUGUGUCUUCCUCCAUCCAUCAGGAGUUCCCCAAGCCCUCGGACGCCUUCAACUCCCUCAUGGUAUUUAUUUAUUGAUCAAGACAUGACAUGACGCGCCAUGAAGUCUCUGCCUGCUGACCUGGCCACAUGAAUCACAUCUGAUGUGUGUGGUCUGUGUGUGUGUGUAUGUGUGUGCGUAUCAGGAUCACGUGACGUUGAGCGGCCAGCGGUUCAACCCCGCGUACUCCACCAUGCUCAGCAUCUUCACACAGCUCCUCGACUCGAGACCACAACCAUGGUAGGUAUAUCGGCCGGCAGAUGCCACACACACCGCACACACACCAGUGGCUGGUGGCAUGUGUGUGUUGUGUUUAGGUUCAAGACGGAGGACGAGAGUGUGGGUGAGGCCUUCAUGAGGCGGCUCAAGGUCGACGACCCCUCACGGCCCGUCUACGAGGCAUACCUUGAGGAAAUGAAGGUGCGCGAUGCGAUCAACAGACACACCAAGUGUGGAGUGAGUGCAUGCCGGCCGUGCCGUGUCAUUGGUGUGGUUUCCGUAUUUGGCAAUGCACGUGAUUGUGAUGUGCUGGUGCGUGUUUGGUUUGCAGGAGCGGUUUGGUUCAGCCGUCGAGGUGCCGGCUGACAAGAUGGUGGAGCAGACACAGGCAGUCGAGAGGAGAUAUAGGUGGGUGGGCAGCGCAGCGCAGCGUGAUGGAUCUGAUAGACACGUACGCCCAUUGAUGCUAUGCGGUCUGUCUUGUUCUGUGUGUGUGGUGUGGCACUGCCACACAGGCAAGAGUGCGCUGUGUAUCGGCAGCUGCUGUAUGCCAUGAAUGACAACAUCAUGGUAGGGAUGCAGCCAGCCCUGCCAACGGACACAUGCACUGCUCUGCACUGCACUGCACCACACACCUCUCACACACGCACGCCAUUUCUCCUUCCCUCCCUCCCUCCCUCCUUGUUCGUUCCUCAGACCAAGUCUCGGGCCGAGACCGAUCGCCUGCUCAAGAUGCACGAAGCGGGGCAGCUGCAGGUGAGCCACACACGCACACACACACACACACGUGUGCUCCCGCAUGUAUCUCUCAUCUCAUAGUAUACAUGUGUUCGUUCGUCAGGGUUUGUUGGAUUCCGGUGCGCUUGUGGUUGUUGACGAGGGCCGUCUGCCCCGCGGCGAGGAGCCCCCCGCCCACCGGGCCGCCUUCAUCACCGACAGCCAGACACUCAUCGAGAACAUACAGGAGUUCGAAGAACUGGUCAGCCAGCCACAUAACCACCGAUAGAGAAGGUGUGGGGCGGCUGGCUGAUAUAUGGUCGUGUGUGUGUGUGUGUGUGUGUGCAGAAGGAGCGGACGUUGGAUGCUGUCAUGGCGACCAAGACAGCUCUGGACGUCAAGAAGAAAUGAUGGGCUGCAUGACCGACCGACCGACAGACUGAGAUUUUUGCACUAUUGCCCUCGAUUGAGAGCGAGGGGCUCUUUCCUUUUGUGUGUCUCCCGCCCCUCUCCAGCGUUGCGUUGCGUUGGGCGGGCGUGGACGACGAGGCGCGGGUGGGUGAGGGAGGAGGUCGCUUGCCUAAGACGAGUCCUAUCCGAGGCUAGACAGACCUACUAUCUAUCUAUCUCUUUGAUUGGUGCCGACCGACCGAUUGUGUUGUUGGUGUGUGGAGGUGAGGGUGUCUGUCGAUGGAUGGGUUGGUCGCUUCUAUCUCUGUGUCUUCUGUCUCUCAUCUGACAUUCCCAUGGGCGAGCGCCAGGUGCCCGCCAGCACCCUGGCUAUGUGUCUGUCGCUUGCCUGUGGCCGUCUUAGAGAGGAGACUCACGAUAGCUUAAGCCAACCGACCCCCGCCACACACACAGUUUGAGCAGCACACAGUUUGAGCAGACACAGUCGAUGUGCUGUGCUGUGUCAGUCAGUCAUUGUUGUUUGUGACACGGUGUGUGUGUGUGUAUGGGUUUGCAGUGAUGAGAGUGCGUGCACUGCAGAUUGUGAAACUCAGUUAACUGACUGAUAUGUGCGAUUGAGGACU